Molecule: messenger RNA, 779 nt
Organism: Drosophila yakuba
Lineage: Eukaryota; Metazoa; Arthropoda; Insecta; Diptera; Drosophilidae
Exons: 1
Coding region: 107-712 (201 amino acids)
Biological process (GO): cellular response to hydrogen peroxide
Source: RefSeq, a predicted model, not a curated record
UUUCUUAACAUCACACAUCUAAGAUUCUGAAAAGUAGGUCACAUAAGCCACACCUACAACACCAGACACAUUCACACACAAUCCUUGUUUGGUUCAAUUAAAAACGAUGUCUUUAGAAAAGUUGUCCUCCGAGCUGCAUAAGAUGAUAAUCUCAGACUUUCGAAUCGAAGGAUCAACUUCCCAUAAAUCAGAGACAACUUUGGGUUCCUACAGCAAAUGCAAAGAUUCAGGAAUUGUAAAGCAAACAAUGAAGCAAAAGGUGCUCCUUCGAAAACCAAGGAUUCAACACCCCUUUAAAAAAAGCCGUGUCGAAGGACUGGAUUGGGCGCACAGGAUUCCAGACAUCAAGGCAGAGGCGGAAUCUAACUGGGCAACCGUCUCGGAUAGAAAGAAGGGUUAUGAUAGUACCUACGACCUUAAAGCCAUGAUGAGCGAGUGCGAAAAUAUUGUUGGUUCCGGUAAAGCCAUAGACUUGGCAAUCCCAAAGGUGGACAUGCCACAGGAACAGUUUAAUCUGGUCCCAAAGGUUUUUGAAACGGCCUCCCCAACCUGUGAAUGUGAUAAACUAGAUGAUAUUUUCCCUUAUGGAGGCACAGAUGCUCAAACCCAAAGUCCCGAUGAAGUUAAUGUCGACGAGCUGGCCUGCUACUUCGAAAAUAUGGCCAACAUACCCAAGAGUCUAUCGCUCAGUGCCGAAAUGAUGUACACCUGAUAUUGGGAACAGGAAGUGUAAAUUGUUAGAUUUGAAGGAAUAAAAAGCUUGCCUAUUUUGUACUACA